Asterias rubens (European starfish) is the source of this 2156-nucleotide messenger RNA. RefSeq lists its product as uncharacterized. Bases 105 to 2048 code for a protein of 647 amino acids. The record is from RefSeq and is a predicted model, not a curated record. Lineage: Eukaryota; Metazoa; Echinodermata; Asteroidea; Forcipulatida; Asteriidae. The transcript is spliced from 15 exons.
GUAUGAUUGGCAUAUUGGUGUAUCGUUGUUUGUUAUCAAUAUCAUCAUCAUCGCUUGAUCGUAGAGGAAGUCGAUCUACUGUCUUCAAAUUUUAGAAGACGACCAUGGCAGCACUUUUAGUUCUUCUAGCUGCCCUAUGCCUCAUAAGUGGAGUCCAAUCACAACCAGACAGUGAUGUCUGCACCUUACAUGGACCAACCGUUGGACCCCCUCUCCCAGUCCUACCAGAAAAAUAUAUGCUAAAGGUUGAGGCUAAUAUCCAAGGAUGGAAUCAUACGAUUGAAGUGAUAGAGUUCUAUGAUGGAGUCAGUAAUCGUGGAGCAGUAAACAACAUAUGGAAAGGCGCAGUUUCACAAACUGUUGUUAGUUACACAACGGAGGAGAUAUUCCAUGUUGGUUCAGAUGGAAGUUGCAGGGUAGAGAAAGUCACUGCGAGCAGUUUCAACAUCUAUGGCUUCCAGAUAGUCAACGGCACAGCUCACAUUGGUAACAUUAAUGAUAUAUUCCGCUUUGGCGCCCAGUAUAAUGAGACCUACAUGGGACAGACGACCAUUAGAGGUAUACCAGCUAACCAUUGGCAGAGUUGUCUGUACCAGGAGGAACAAGGAAGUACAUCAUUGUUGGAUUACUACUUCACUGUAGCUAACUACUCUGGUGCAUAUGGUGAUAGGGAGGUACCGUUAAGAUUGGAGCUAAACGGCAGAGCUCCUAAUCGGGAGUUUAUACAUGGGAAAGUUGUUCCUUCGAAUGGAACCCAUAACUACAGCCAUGUAUAUGAAUUCUUUGAUGUGCAGUACCAUCCAGAAUUUCCUGACCGUUCAUUUGAGCCUCAUCUUGGAGUGGUCUGUCCAGGUCGUAAAAGCCCCAAACCAUUCCCAGUUAUUCCUGAUCACUUCAGUGUAAACUACGAAAUGGUAUCGACAGAACGCCACAACGUCUUUUAUGCAAGACAAGCUUACAACUAUAAGUCUAAGAUGAGUGCCACUUACUACACUCUACUGAUCUCUGGAACUCCAACAAAAUUCCACUCUCUGGAUGAUUUCAAUACAGGACUGACUUACCAAAUCAAUUUGAACAAUGGAUCCUGCAACAUCACUCCAAUUGGCCUGGCAGGGGGAGAUGCCUCAUUGGCUCCUGAUAAUGUCCAUGUUCAGAUUAAAGAUGUUGCUAACUUAUUGUAUUUGGGUAUAGACGAUUGGCAGUAUCAGGGUUUGACGAAACUGCGAGAAAUUGAUACAGAAUCUUGGAUUGCAAAGAAACUCAAUUAUAGUUCAGGAAACAGACCAAUUUCCAACAUUACAGUGGAGUUCUUCUUUUCAACAGCAACCUGGAAUACUGAGGGCGGUUUACAGAAUACUUCCAACAUGCCCGUCAUGGCCAAAUAUCAAUGGAGUGAAAAGAAGAAUGGGACAGAAGAAAUGGUCAACCACAACUACAUCAUAAAUUUUUUCCACUUUGAGGCGAACAACAUAAGUACUUCUCACUUUGAUCUUUCACCAUGCUUUUCUGACGACAAUAGCGAAGAGUUGGCGUUCGACAUUGCCAACAAAGGAGCUUACAGUCAAUACAUUUUGAAUAACACCAUAGAGUUUUACCAUGGAGCACAGUACAGUAUCGCUAAAGCAGCUGCAGUUACACCAACCAGAGUUGCGUCUCUGUUUGCGGCCAAAGGCUCAGAUGGUGUUACUACUGUAUUCUUCCAGCUGCUUGGAAUUCCUUGGGUCAAAGGAAACGCUGUAAACACGACAUCUCAGACACCAUUGGACGAAGCGUAUAUGAACUUGGAAGACGCUGUUAACAGUGGGCAGCUACGUUUGGAUUUUAAGCACAAAGGAGAGGAUGUUUAUGUUUCACCUCAAUCCAAUUCACUGAGGACCGAGUUUACUUUCGAUGAGCCAGAUGAUGAGGCUUCAAGUUUUAGUGUGGGGACUUUUAUUGGAUUUGGAUUUGGAAUGUUUAUCCUCGGUGGGUUACUCUGUGCCGGAAUCGUGUUCGUCAUUCGUAAGAAGAUGGUAGAGCCCUCCGUACCUUACAAUGUGCAGUCUUAAAGUCUUACCAUCAUCCAAGCAAAGAUGCCUGCCUUAAAUUUGUGUUUUUGAUUGUUUUAAUUUUGUUUAAGGCAAUGGACACUAUUGGUAAUUACUCAAAAUAAUUGU